This is a messenger RNA of Ailuropoda melanoleuca (giant panda), 8309 nucleotides long. RefSeq names its product pyruvate dehydrogenase phosphatase regulatory subunit (gene PDPR). Gene Ontology annotation, molecular function: protein binding. Bases 1912 to 4020 code for a protein of 702 amino acids. The transcript has 15 exons. The record is from RefSeq and is a predicted model, not a curated record. NCBI's taxonomy places the organism in Eukaryota, Metazoa, Chordata, Mammalia, Carnivora, Ursidae. Gene Ontology annotation, cellular component: mitochondrion.
GCUCAGGCCUGCCCUCUCUUUCAAACAAAUGAAUAAUGUCUUAAAACAAAAAGUCUGCUUUGUGCGUAACUGUAGAGGAAGGUGCCGGAGGAUGUGCAAUUUAUCAUUUCUCAUCACCUGCUGUUUACGGUGUUGUCACAGUGAUGUGGUACUGAUCCUUGUCAGUGUAUAUUUGUUUUUACACACCGACAGUGUGUGAGAGUGCUUGUUUCUUUAGUCUUCUCAGCAUUGCCUGUUGUUUUAUUUUUCAUUUUACUUUUUUGUUAAGUAAUCUCUAUGGCUGACAUGAGGCUCGAACUCACAACCCUAAGAUCAGGAGUUGCACGCUCUACCAACUGAGCCACCUAGGCGCCCCAGCAGUGGGUAUUAUUUUCAUUUUUACUAAUCUGAGAGAUGGAAAAAGUUAACCGGUUCCAAUUUGCAUCUUUUUCAGUUAAACAUUAUUUCAUAGGUCUACCGGCCAUUCAUAUUUCUCUGACUUUUUAAUAUCAGAUGUCUACCUUCUUUUUUUUACCGAACAUAAGAGUUCUAGUUUAUGGCUUCAAAGCUGUGAUAAAGCACAUUUUAUGUCAAAAAGCUCUAGAUCAAAUUGAAAAGUCCCCUGUGGGAGAACAAUGGACUGUUACUCUUGUGAGCCAGUGAUAGGCUGCUGUUGUGGCCGGUGGUUCUGUUUGCAAGAGCGCGAUCUGACCUCGUGUGCCGUGGUAUGUCGUGUAGCUUCGUGCACAAUGGCACUGCCCUCCCACGGGGCCUGUUUGGUAGUGAGUGGGAAGGGACUGCUGAAGCCUCUGUCUGCAGGUGACACUCAGUGUAGUAAGCCAGGAUCACUGCACUGGUCUGGGCUGUCUACAGUUUUUAAAAACCAGUCUCUGAAAUUUCAGUUCUCCAAACUGAGACAUUCUCAUCAUGUCAGGGAAGGGCACGUUUAUGUGAUGAUUUCAGAAGAGAGGAGGAAAAUAUUUAUGUGGUCCUCCUGUGCUGCCUUUUAAAAAGAUACCCUGAUUGAUUCAGCUUUUCCAUCAUCAGAACUGAGAGUCACUGCAUGUUAGGAAGAUUGUCAUUGAUGCAGGCGUGAUCGAUUGCAAAGAGCAGUAAUCGGCUCUGGCCAGCUUGGGCAAAAAGGAGCUUGUUGGAAGGCUGUCGGAGCCAGUCAAGUUGGCAGAAGGCUGCCAGCUGCAGGAGGCCAUGUGGAGGCUGGACCAGGGGGAGCCCCACGGCAGGCAGCCCCUCAGCUGAAACAGGGCUCAUCUGGCCAGGACGCUGCUGCUCCUGAGAUGACUGGCCACCAGCCAUUCAUCCACUUGCUCCAGACUCAGGAUCCCAGGAGGGUCUGACUGGCUGAGUUUCGGCCACAUGCCCACUGGCUCUGCCGGGGAAGGAGAGGGAGGGAGGGUCCAUCCCCUGGGCGCCGAUAUUGUGAGUGGCUUGCAUCAAGGGUCACACUCCCACGAAAACCACGAGGAGAGAGGCUAAAAAGACUGAAGAAGCAGAUAGGUUCUGGGGUACAUUCCCUUCCAAAAGGCUUUGUAGCAACAGUAUCUCUCGUUUUUAUUUUAAGAGUGAUUAUUUAAGAUGUACGUGAAAAUCCCACUCAUCUUCCCAAAAUCCUAGCUAGGGAUGUCUGCAUGGUGGCGGUGCCAGGACUCCUCACCAGUCUUCUAACUUGUAGUCUAGUGGGUUCGCCCCCACUGGCCCCUGCAGGAGGCCUGGGCUGCUCAGUCUGGGCUGGUUUUCCUUACAGGUUACAUAAGGACAGGCUCAGUCUUUCUGGCCCAAACUCAGGACCGGCUGAUCUCCCUGAAGCGCAUCAACGCAAGGCUGAAUGUCAUAGGCAUCCCUUCUGAGAUCAUCUCCCCCAAGAAAGUCGCCGAACUUCACCCUCUCCUCAACGUGCACGACCUGGUGGGGGCCAUGCAUGUUCCCGAGGAUGCUGUGGUGUCCUCUGCUGACGUGGCUCUUGCCCUGGCAAGUGCUGCCUCCCAGAACGGUGUUCAGAUCUAUGACCGGACCAGCGUUCUUCAUGUAAUGGUCAAGAAAGGUCAAGUUACUGGUGUGGAGACAGAUAAAGGACAGAUCGAGUGUCAGUAUUUCGUCAACUGUGCUGGUCAGUGGGCAUACGAGCUGGGUUUGUCCAACGAGGAGCCGGUUAGUAUCCCGUUACAUGCGUGCGAACACUUCUACCUUCUGACUCGCCCCUUGGACACCCCUCUGCAGAGCAACACACCAACUAUCGUGGAUGCUGAUGGAAGAAUUUAUAUCCGGAACUGGCAGGGUGGGAUCUUGUCUGGGGGCUUUGAGAAGAACCCGAAGCCAAUCUUCACUGAGGGCAAGAACCAGCUGGAGAUUCAGAACCUGCAGGAAGACUGGGAUCACUUUGAGCCCCUGCUGAGUUCCCUCCUGCGGCGCAUGCCAGACCUGGAGACUCUGGAGAUCCUGAAGUUGGUGAACUGCCCCGAGACCUUCACCCCAGACAUGAGGUGCAUCAUGGGCGAGUCUCCUGCAGUCCAGGGCUACUUUGUCCUGGCGGGAAUGAACUCUGCUGGCCUUUCGUUUGGUGGAGGGGCUGGGAGGUACCUCGCUGAAUGGAUGGUGCACGGUUAUCCAUCAGAAAACAUCUGGGAACUGGACUUGAAGCGUUUCGGAGCCCUCCAGAGCAGCCGCACCUUUCUGCGCCACCGCGUCAUGGAAGUCAUGCCUCUGCUCUAUGAUCUGAAGGUUCCCCGUUGGGACUUCCAGACCGGGAGGCAGUUACGCACGUCUCCUCUCUAUGACCGGCUGGAUGCACAAGGAGCCAGGUGGAUGGAGAAACAUGGAUUUGAGAGGCCAAAGUACUUUGUGCCACCGGACAAGGACCUCCUGGCAUUGGAGCAGAGCAAGACUUUCUAUAAGCCUGACUGGUUUGACAUCGUGGAAUCUGAAGUCAAGUGCUGUAAGGAAGCUGUGUGUGUCAUUGACAUGUCUUCUUUCACGAAGUUUGAGAUAACAUCCACCGGGGACCAGGCACUGGAAAUCCUACAGUACCUCUUCUCCAACGACCUGGAUGUGCCCGUGGGCCACAUCGUGCACACCGGCAUGCUCAACCAGGGCGGGGGCUAUGAGAACGACUGCAGCAUCGCGCGCCUGAGCAAGCGCAGUUUCUUCAUGAUUUCCCCCACCGACCAGCAGGUCCACUGUUGGGCGUGGCUUAAGAAACACAUGCCAGAAGACAGCAAUCUGCUUCUGGAGGACGUCACCUGGAAGUACACUGCCCUCAAUCUGAUAGGUCCUCGAGCUGUGGAUGUGCUGUCGGAGCUGUCCUAUGCCCCUAUGACUCCAGACCACUUCCCGAGUCUGUUUUGCAAGGAGAUGAGCGUGGGCUAUGCCAAUGGGAUCCGGGUGAUGAGCAUGACCCACACAGGAGAGCCCGGCUUCAUGCUUUAUAUCCCCAUAGAGUAUGCCCUGCACGUGUACAAUGAGGUGAUGAGUGUUGGGCAGAAAUACGGAAUCCGGAAUGCUGGGUACUAUGCUCUUCGUAGUCUUCGAAUUGAGAAGUUUUUUGCCUUCUGGGGUCAGGAUUUAAAUACCCUCACCACCCCCCUGGAAUGUGGACGAGAAUCUCGGGUGAAACUGGAGAAGGGGAUGGACUUCAUUGGCCGAGACGCCCUGCUGCACCAGAAGCAGAACGGGGUGUACAAACGCCUCACCAUGUUCAUCCUGGACGAUCACGACACCGACCUGGACCUCUGGCCGUGGUGGGGAGAGCCCAUUUACCGCAACGGGCAGUAUGCGGGCAAGACCACCAGCAGUGCCUACAGCUACACUCUGGAGCGCCACGUCUGCCUGGGCUUCGUGCACAAUUUUUCCGAGGAUACUGGGGAAGAACAGGUGGUGACAGCAGAUUUCAUCAACCGGGGAGAGUAUGAGAUUGACAUCGCGGGACACCGGUUCCAGGCCAAGGCCAAGCUCUACCCGGUCACCUCGCUCUUCACCCACAAGCGCCGAAAGGAUGACGUGGAGCUAAGUGACUUGCAUGGGAAGUAAUGGCUGCCAGUCUGUCUUACCCACCUGUCCACUACCGCAGGGCUCCCCUCCUCCUCCUGUCCCGUCCCCUGCCUCCCAGCUCUUUGAUGGGAUUUUAAACUUCACCUGCUUUUAAACCUUUUGCUUUACAACCUCUCUGGGCUGUUCUCCCCCCUUCACCUCUCAGACUCCCAUGGUGACAUGAAGCAUGUCUGACGAGCAGGACAGGUACAGACUCCACUUGUGGAAGUAGGUACCCGGGACAGUUGGAUUUGUGAUGUUGUGUCUCCAAGCGAAGGAAGCUGGUGGUGUGCAGGCCUCAGGGCAAGAGUCCAGCUCCAAGAGGUUAACUUUUCUUGGAGCGACCUGUUCAUUUUGGUGGGUUGCUGUGUUGGAAUCAGCCCUGUGCAGGAGCCCGCCUGUGCUGUUGAGCCAGGCAGAUCGUUCUCCUUUCCACUGUGCUGUGGGUUGGCCCCCUGAUACCUUAGCAAGAGGACGACCAUCUACCUCACUAACGAGAGGCAUCACGUGCACGUUACCUGUGGUCUCUGGCACCAUUCCGGCCUCCUUAUCAGCCCGGUUAGUACACUGUCAGGCCAGGGCUACUGGCCUCAACUUUUCUGUCUCUCUCAACUCUGUAAGAGGGUUUGUUGGCCUGAGUAAACAAGCCAGUCUUUGAAAGGGAAAAACCAUGUUGCCUUUUGUGUUGCUUUUCCCAGCUGAAAGGGUCUGCUCUCAGACGGGGCACAGCACUGAGGUGGUGUCUUGCCGUUAGAACGCUGCUGCUGCUUUCGGCUGCUCCAAGCUCGGUUGUCCCAGCUUGACCCUUCCUCUUCUCCAGGUGCAUUUGACUUAGUCUGUCCUCCCUCACCUGUCCCUUGUGCAGCAGGCCCACUCAGCCAGCAAACACUGCUGUCCCUUUGGAACAGGGCAGGCGUGCUGUUCUGGUGAGGAACCAAACCUUGCUGGCCUUGCUGAGUUUGAGAAAGCUACUGGCCCCCCAAGUUUGGCUUCUUCUGGCCCAAAACAGAUCCACACAGAGCUGACCCCCGUGGGUCUGUUGAGAGUUGUGUGUGUGUGUGGAGAGCGUACAUUCUUUGAGUCUGCUCUCCAGCCAGCCAGGGCUCCGGGAAGGCCCUCCACCCUGUUAGGUAGGGUCUGUUUCCUAAGGGGUGAGCUGGGCACUCACCACUAGUUAUCCUUUGCUGUUACAGAUUUUAAACUGCUGUCUUGGUAUCUUGGAAGCAUGAGCUCUGAUAGGUCCCUACACUAAAGAGCCUUUUGUUUUAGAGCAGCUUAAAAUUCUCAGGUGUGUCUGUCUGCUGUGGCAUGUCUUGGGAUCUGUUUAUCCAUUUAAUCAGAUGGAGUCCUUCUAGACACUGCUUGCCAUUUCCCCAGCCAGACAACUCCUACUUGAUUACUGACUGCUUAAGGAGGUCUUCGUUGAUUUAUCAAGGGAGUAGGUAGGUAGAACUCUGUUCCCAGAGAGAUGCUGCCCCUGGGUAGGGAAGGGGCAGGGGUGUCGCUCCACUGGACAGCAGGACCCAGGUGCCGGGCUGCGCAGGUGUGAGUGGCAGGGGCCCAACGGACUAAGGAAGAUGGAAACAGGCAACACAGCACUAAAGGUAUCCCGUGCUCUGUGCCACGCUCCUCUUUGUAAAUGGAGAUUUAGGGUUUAUUCUAAAAGGCAUUCUAGAUUUAAAUUGUAACCAUAAAUAAGGGUCACACUUUUAAGACUCUGGCAAGAUGUUAAUUUCCUGGAGCAUCACUUGUUUAUUGAGGGCCCUGACAGACACCCACACUUCGAGAUUCUAACACUUUAACACUCACCCUUGAAAUCCCCUGGGUAAUUCAGAUGUCAACAGUAUGAAUCUGGUAGUUUAUCUCUUUGGUCCUAAUUCUAAAAGGGGUGACUCUUUCCUGCCUCCCCACAUACCUGACAGAAUGUCGUUUCUGGGGCAGUCAGGCCCCAUGCAUUUACCUGUGUAAAUUCCUCUCUCCCUAGAGAUCUGAGGGAUCUGGACUCUUGUGAAACGUUAGCAGGACUUUGGUUUCAGGUGGCUGCUCCUUUUUUUCUCCAAAAUGAUCGGUCGUCACCUCUUGUACUCUCUUGAGGGAGGGGCUCCUCUUCUUUUUGAACCUAGAAACACAAAGCGUACUGGUCUCAAGCAGAUGAAAACUCAGGGCUGCAAGUCUCCUGUGGCCCCUCUCCCCUGAAAUAUCUGCUAAGCCCCCAGUGACUCCUGCCACAGGAAAUCCUGGUUCCCAGCCCUGCCACAGUCACUCAUCUGACAUGGAAGCUGGCAGCCUAGAGACUCCAUGUCCAUGACAAUGGCACUCAAGUCAGGAAAGCUCUAAAUUUGGAAAUUUAGAGCAAGGGACAAGAACUGCCUGCUGUCCUGCACCCCGUGUUGAAGCCACCACACGGGCGAGACCUGCUACAGGAGAGAGAACCAAACAAUUCCCAGUACAUUUCCAGUGCUCUGCUGGGGGGGGGGGUCCCUCCCUGUAUCCCCAAAUACAAGAGAUGCCAUUCAGGCCAGGGGCCCAGAGACCAUUAAGCUCAGUGGUUAACCUCGGUUAUCCCAUUUCUGUAGAAGCCCGGUCACUCGGCUUCUCACUAGGAGACAUGGCUGUGGUUUACUACCUUCUUGUACAGACCAACAGUUUUACCUCUUUCCCUUCUAAGAAAGUAGAACAAGUGAAAAGUAACUCCACCUUUCUCCACUACCCUGUGUCGGAGUGCGUUCGAAAGGUUAACACCCCCUGCCCCCCAGCGGAUGUGGCAGGAGUGACAGCAGCUUUUUAAAGUGGUUUAGCUUCAUGGAAGAGCGGACCCCUCACCUUGCUUUCUGGCUCGGUUUAUCCUCUGCUUGAUGGACAUGUGGGCUGGCAUCUGAGUCUUUACCCUCCCUUAUCACCUAAGGGAGAUAAAAGGGAAUCUUCUAUAACCUGUAGUCUUGGUUCUGACCCUAGAAGGCUGUGUCCUGGCUGACUUUCAGGGGUUAGCUACUGGCUUCAAUCUUCUAACUGCUUGACCAGUAUAAUAAUAGGCAAGGAUCCCUUUAAGUAUCCAAGGUAGAGGUCUGAUCACUAGGACAAUACUGAAGAACUUUCUACUGUUUUCACAUUUCCUUUUGCACACUCCCCUGCACCCACACUGACAGAAGCAGCUUUUAUCAGCAUGAUAAAGGGAACAUUUUCACGAGUCACGAAUUGUCAUUUGCAGGCACAUGGAUUCAGCAGAAGUACAACAAAGGGGCAGAAAUGGUAGAUGACAUGAGAGUUUUCAGGCGCUAACCAUGUCCUGCAGCGAGCUGCAAGCCUUGGGUCUGCCUGGCAGCGCCUCCCCUGCACCCCCACCUCGGCGUCCUCCACUUUAAGGUGCUGAGUUGUGAGGCUCCCUCCUCAUCUGCACAGGGCUUGCACUUGCCAUCCCUCAUCACUACAAAUGCACUAUUUUUCAAGAGAACUAAAUAUUUUUGUAUGUCUUUGCCUUCUCUUGUCCAUUAAACACCAGAGUUAUUCAUCAUAUACUAGGAUUCUUGACUUCUCUGAGCAGAGACUGCAUUCCUUGAAGAAUUAGACACUUCUUCAUGGGCUUUCUUUCUCACAUUUAGAUGUACCUAUUUUUACCCUUUGCAAACCUUUUCUGCCUUCUCGGUUUUCUGUCAAGGACAGAAAUUACAAGGGGUGGGGUGGGUAUUUUGAGCAUCUGUUUCAAAAGAUCUAUGCCAGGAUUUCCUUUGCACACCAAGAACUUGAGCUGGGAGCACCUCUCUUCAACCCCGGUUCUCGUGCCUUACACCAGAACGUCCCAUGGUGGGUGUAGACAGGAAGGAUGAAAAGAAACUUCAUUUCAAUUUGAGGGUUCCCAUCCACCUGCCAUAGCCUCCCUUCUCCAGAUCAAACAGGUGAGGGGUAGAAAUUUCUGCAACUUCUUUCAAUCGGGGGGUUUCUAGCAGUGUACUUAACACUUCACUCUCGGGUCUACUCUUGGGAUGCAGGAAAUGCCAUCGUAAUUAUUGUACAGGGCUGUAACUCCUUAUUUACCUUUGUAAGCGUGCAGUUCACUCAGCCCCUUUCUGUCCCUGGGUAACGUCAGCUUGUGGUGCUGAAGACAUUUGAGGCACUUUAGGGGAUGGGAUUUUUCUCAAGGGCUCUGGUGACAUUAGUCCCCAGGGUGACUGAACACUUCUGCCUCCAUGAAUGUGGUAUUAAUAUUGUGCACUGUUUCUAUCAAGCCAGAUUCCAAUUAAGAUUUUCAUGUUACUAAGUUUCUAAAUGAAUAAACAGACAUUUUAAUUACU